Euleptes europaea (tarantolino) is the source of this 886-nucleotide messenger RNA. It is a transcript of the gene SLC25A10, whose product is annotated as solute carrier family 25 member 10. Gene Ontology annotation, biological process: thiosulfate transport; oxaloacetate transport; succinate transmembrane transport. Gene Ontology annotation, molecular function: thiosulfate transmembrane transporter activity; malate transmembrane transporter activity; sulfate transmembrane transporter activity. Gene Ontology annotation, cellular component: mitochondrial membrane. The coding region runs from base 6 to 866 and encodes 286 amino acids. The record is from RefSeq and is a predicted model, not a curated record. The transcript has 11 exons. NCBI's taxonomy places the organism in Eukaryota, Metazoa, Chordata, Lepidosauria, Squamata, Sphaerodactylidae.
ACGCGAUGGCGGAGAAGCGCGUGUCCCGCUGGUACUUCGGGGGCCUGGCCUCGUGCGGGGCGGCCUGCUGCACCCACCCGCUGGACCUGCUCAAGGUCCAUCUGCAAACCCAGCAGGAAGUGAAGCUGCGCAUGACAGGGAUGGCACUACAUGUGAUUCGCUGUGAUGGCUUUCUAGCACUCUACAAUGGGCUUAGUGCCUCCCUCUGCCGACAGAUGACGUACUCCCUCACCCGCUUUGCCAUCUAUGAGACUGUGAGGGACCACUUGACCCAGGGUGCCCAGGGGCCAAUGCCCUUCUACCAGAAGGUGUUGCUAGGUGCAGUAGGAGGUUUCACUGGUGGGUUCGUGGGGACCCCGGCUGACAUGGUAAAUGUCAGGAUGCAGAAUGAUAUGAAACUACCGCUGCAUCUGAGGCGCAACUACUCGCAUGCUCUGAAUGGGUUAUAUCGAGUCUUUCAUGAAGAGGGUAUAAAGAAAUUGUUCUCUGGAGCAACAAUGGCAUCCAGUCGAGGAGCCCUGGUUACUGUUGGACAGCUUUCCUGCUAUGAUCAAGCCAAGCAGUUGGUUCUUGGGACCGGUUUGCUCUCUGACAAUAUUUUCACCCACUUUCUGGCCAGCUUUAUUGCUGGUGGGUGUGCCACAUUCCUGUGUCAGCCCUUGGACGUGCUGAAGACACGGUUAAUGAAUUCCCAGGGCGAGUAUCGGGGCGUUAUGCACUGCGCAGUGGAGACUGCCAAGCUUGGACCAUUGGCCUUUUAUAAGGGCCUUGUUCCUGCUGGCAUCCGUUUGGUUCCGCACACUGUGCUCACCUUCAUCUUUCUGGAGCAGCUGCGAAAGUACUUUGGGAUUGUAGUGUUGGCCUAAGGCAGAAAAGGCUUGUCCAG